Molecule: messenger RNA, 1431 nt
Organism: Mytilus californianus (California mussel)
Lineage: Eukaryota; Metazoa; Mollusca; Bivalvia; Mytilida; Mytilidae
Exons: 12
Coding region: 1-1431 (476 amino acids)
Source: RefSeq, a predicted model, not a curated record
AUGCCCACAGUUACUAAAAUGCUAUUGGGUGGUUAUAAAGCUGAUAUUUGUGAGGAUAUUGACUCAACUUUCUGUCAAGGGAUCAAAACUAACAGACCUGACAUGUGUAGUAAUGCAUGUAUUUCUACUGUAUGUAAAAGAUCAUGCGGUCUUUGUCACGACGUCACAUCAUGUAAUACAAUACAGAUAUGUCCAAAUUCUGAUGAUUUUUGCUUUACCACACAAACAUUUUCAGAUCGAUUUAGAGAAACAUACCGAUUAGGAUGUGCCUCGAACAAUACUUGCCGUCAAUAUACUGGUAUAUCACGCACUUAUAGAGUCAAUGUUGAUGCUGGAUGUUGCAAUACUGACAAAUGCAACAAUAAACCUCCAGUUUUACUUCAACUGAAACCAGCUGUUACGCGUUCAAUUACAAACACAACAGCAAAUUUCUCGACUUGCAUGGAUAUUGAUCAAAUACUAUGUAAAAACUUGAAUGAUAAGCAUUCUGAAGUUUGUACGAAUGACUGUAUUUCUCAUCAUCUAUGUCCAAACGCUUGUUCAAAAUGUGUGCAAUGUUUACAGUGCAGUGCUGUAUCACAUCCUACUGAAUGCAAAACAACAACAGUUUGUGGAAAAGGACAGGAAUGUUUUGUUACAGAAACAUUACAGAUGACUUCAACGGGAACUCAAGCACUACAGCUUGGAUGUACAAACGAGCAGAUCUGUCAUCAAAUGAACAGCACCCGCCAUAAUAGUUUGGUACAUAAAAUUUUUGGAAGACGUCAAGAACAGUUUGUCUUGAGAGGUGGCUGUUGCAAAGGAAAUAUGUGUAAUUCAUAUUCAUUCUUGUUUAACUCACCAAAUUCAAGUCCAUCCACGGAUAUUACUAAUCUACAAAGUGCGACAUAUACAAACCAAGGAACUUCACAACACGUUCCAUCGUUAUCUGGAGUGUCAAAACCUGUUCCGACUAAACCCUUAUUGACAACAAAGUCAUAUUCACUAGAUUGCUCGUCUGCAGUACAUGUCAGAUGUCCAGAUACUUUCUAUCCAUACCAUGGAGCAUGCUUUAAGACAGGACCUGUACCACUGACGUACACUGAAAGUAAAGCAUACUGUGAGAAACAAUGUUUAAGAUUGGCUGAAUUUGAUCGUGAAGCCGAAAUGACAGCGGUAACCAGAAAUUUCCUUCAUCAUUUCAAUGGUGCUCCUCUGUAUGUUGGUGCUAUUAGUAAGACAUCUUCCCCAAAGUGGUUAUGGGAACGAGGUCAUCUGGAAGUUGAUGUACUAAUGUGGGUACAUUAUAACGGAUACGGAAACUGUGCUGUUACAAGAGAACUGAUUACCCAUUCAGGAAAACACAGACAUUCAGAUUUCGGACUUGAAGACGUUAAUUGUACACAAAGAUUUAAACCCUUAUGUCAAUUGUUCUUGCGUGUUUCAAAUUAA